CUCUAUUUUAUUUUUAUUUAUUUUUUGUUGACAACUUCACCAACCAUCUCUCUCUUCUCUCUCUUCUGCGCGCGACGCAGACCCAGCUUUCUCUCUCCUCGACUCAGAUACAAAAAGAAGAGUUUUUUUUUCCUUUUUUUUUUGCCGGUGAAAAAAAACAAAAACUACCAUUGUUGAAAAAACCUAACCUCCUUAUCCUCAAUCUCACACAUCCACAGCAGAGAUUUUGGAACUCAGCGAGGACUUGGUGGUAAUAGUGUACUUGUGGAUGAAUUUUUGAAUGGUUGGAUGUUAAUUGAGAUGGGUUCUUGUGGGGAUUCAGCUAUGGUUGAUGAUGGAAUAUCAGGUGGGUCUGUUAUUGAGCAGCAUUUGUGCUCGGAGAUUCCCGUGCAUUCGGAUCAUUUGCAGAAACAGUUGUGUUCAGAAGGAGCUUGUAGUGUGUUGUACUCUGAUGAGCUUAGCAGCUUGAAGGAUGGCAGUGUGGAUUUACCCCAGGAGGGUUCUGCAAGCGGCGGUGCUGUUGUUGCAGAUGUUGAGCUUCACAGGGCGAAGGAUGGAAGUGUGGAUUUACCCCAGGAGGGCCCUGAGGGUUCUACAAGCGGCGGUGCUGUUGUUACGGAUGUUGAGCUUCACAGGGCGAAGGGUAGUGUGGAUUUACCCCAGGAGGGCCCUGAGUGUUCUACAAGCGGCAGUGAUGUUCCGGACAAGUGUGGAGAUGUCUUGCCAAAUGAAUGUGGAAAUGCUGAUAUGUUGCAAUUGGAGAACACCUCUGAGCAUGAUUGUCAGAAUCAUUCAAGGAUAUGUUGUGGGAACAACGAGGGUUCAGGUCUAAAAACUAGGGGGCUGUGUUCGGAAGGAAAUUUUCAAGAUGAAGGCGACACAGACAUUCCAUCGGAGUCCAUAACUGUGACUGGGUUGCAGGAGCAUUGUGUUCAACACGUUGUGCAGAAGGAUGAGAAGCUCAAUGUAUUCCCCUCAGUGAAUGAUGAUUCAGCUGUCAUGGGAGGCAAAAAUGAUGACUCCAGUGUACUUGUGGAUGCUUUGGAUUGUGUGCAUGAUUUCAGACAUUCUGAAAUGUCCUUGGAAUCAGAACCCACGACUGACUUGCUAGUUGGUUGUGACCACAAAAAUGAGCAGGGGGACAUUGUGAGAAAUGCAGAUCCAUUGUCAAUGGGUGUGGAAAAAUGUGAUGCUUUUGAUGGGAUGGAAUCCGAUGCUUGCAGGCAGGCAUCUCCUUUGCAGAUGCAGGCUUUGGAAGUUCCAACAACUGUAUGUACAGAGGAAGAUAGCAGACGUGGUCAGCUAUGUGAUGUUAAAUAUGGUGAUGAUUGGAAUAGUAGUAUUGAUGAAAAGAUUAAAGCUUUUGUAGAUACGGAAAACAUUGUUGAUUCACAUGUCCAAGUAUUGUCCUCACCAGGCUGUCAUAGGACCUUGGAGAGUUCACCUGUAGUUGAUUCCCCUCCGGAGACUUCAGCGUUGGUCCAGGGUAAUGUAAUGAAGAAUGAUAUCUUGCAAAUAGAUGAGAAGUUGUGUAAAUUGAAGGACUCUCACUCAGAAGAAACUACCAACUAUGCUCCUAGGAAACCUUUAUAUGCUGAUUCAGAUCAGCCCUCCAUUGUUUUAGUCACCGAUACCUCUUUGAAGGUCGCACAUGAUCUGCUUCCUAAGGGUGGUGUUGUUUCUGUCAAUAACAGUAGUGCUAGGGACACUGUUGGACAGACAGAUAAUGAUGGAAAAGAUACUGUGGAAGCUGAUUUUUUUGCUCAAAGCAUCCUAUUGCCGUCUCAAAGGAAUAGUAGAAGAAAUAAAAUUGGUCGUAAGACACAAACAAAAAAAGCCUCAAGAAAAUGCAACAAAGCUGAUUUGACACAUCCAGGAGGAGAUAUGAAGAUAAACUUAGAGGUUGCUAGAAAGAAAAGAAGUUCUUUCUCCAAGCCGGCACGAUCUUCUAUCUGGGGAUUGCUUGGGAGCAUUGAACAAUAUUUUGAGCAAGAUAAUGAGCUUGGGAUUAGUAAAGCCAUGUGCCAAGAAUUGGGGAAGUCUAGAAGCAAGCGUCAAACAGGAAAAGCAUUUAAGAACAGUGCAAGUUCUAGUUCUUCAAAUGCAGGGCAGAAAUGUUCAGUUCCAACAACUCGGGUCCGUCUAAAGAUCAAGUUCGGGAAAGAAAUUGAUCUAAGUAGUUCAAAUAUUUUGAUUCCAGAAAUUGGCAAUGCCUUUAAUCCUGCUUCUGACAUGGGGACUGGUUCAGGUUCUCAGAAAGUUGGAAGCAAUGCGGAAGACAAAUCUUUGGGACCGGUGUCCUUGGGCAAUUUAGAAACCUUCAAAAGCAACCUCAAGAAGGAUGAUCUUGUACUAAAUGCGCAAAUUGCAACAAACCACUUAGAAAGUACUGCAAAAAUUGAGAAGUCAAAUGGGGAUGUAGAGGCAAAGUUUCUUACAAAUCCUCUAGAAAAGGUGGUAGAACCAUUGAUUGAACCAAUCAUUAAUAUGGAUCCUGGAACUUCACCUGAUUCAGAAGUCAUCAAUUCAGUUCCAGAAGUUCAAGUUGGAGAAAGACAUCAAGAAGAUAUGCAUCAUGCUCUUUUAGGUCCUCCUUUGGAUUUCAAUUCUAAUUUGCAUAUUACUAUUAGCAAGAAGGGGAAGAAAAAAGACAAACAUAUUUCUUCAAGUGAUUGUAUUACUGAAGUUGGAUCACAUGGGCGACAUAGAAGUAAUAAAGCAAAACAAUCAAAGAAUCACAGAUGUAAGAAGAAUUCUAGUAAUACAGUUAGCUUUUUAGAAUUGCCUGCUUCCACUGAGAUAAAUGCUUCAAGCAAAUCUAUCAGUAGUGAAGAAUUUCCGACAGAACCAUUACCCCUUUCUGGUGAGAGUGAACUUGGAGACUCUGCUGAAGCUUUGAAGGUCCAAGGGUGCAAGCCAUCUGUUAACCACAGGCCAUCAGAACCCCAGGGUUCUGAGAAUUUGCCGCCUUGUGUAAGAUAUUUGGGGCGUAAACUACCUAAAAGCCUUAUGAGUGUUAAAUUUAGCAAGGCCAAGUCUAAAGCUUCUGACUCAACAAAGAAAAAGAUCACUUGUAGACACAAGGAGAAACAGAGAAGGCCAAAUAGUAAAAGCGAAGUCAAGGGAAAAGGUGGCCCGCAUAAAGUUAUGGCAGAAGUGGAGGAUCACAUACAUACAGCAACCAGCACAGUUGGAAAUGGCAAAUUGGAUGCUGAUCAAAGAUUUAAUGCUGAUGAAAACAGAGUAUCAGUUAAUGUAUCUAAUUUGAACAUAUUGCCCACCAUUGAUUCGGGAGAGCAGCAUAAAUCACCACAUAAUGCAUGGGUGCGUUGUGAUGAUUGUCACAAGUGGCGGCGCAUUCCAGCUGUGCUUGCUGACCUGAUUGAUGAGACAAACUGCACCUGGACAUGCAAGGAUAGCAAGGAUAAAGACUUUGCUGAUUGUGCUAUCCCUCAGGAAAAGUCAAAUGCAGAGAUUAAUGCAGAAUUGGGAUUAUCGGAUGAAGAAGAUGCUUACGAAGACUCCAGAAAUUAUAAGGAAUUGGAAUUCCAACAGCCAUUGGUUUCCCAGGAGUCGACUUUCACCCAAGUCCUUUCCAAUGAGUUUCUACAUCGUAGCCGUAAAACACAAACUAUUGAUGAGAUAAUGGUCUGCCAUUGCAAACAACCUCAAGUAGGCAAGUUAGGCUGUGGGGAUGAAUGCCUAAACCGGAUGCUAAACAUUGAAUGCGUUCAAGGAACCUGCCCAUGUGGGGAUUAUUGUUCCAACCAGCAGUUCCAAAAACGCAAGUAUGCCAGCUUGAAGUGGUUUAAAUGUGGGAAAAAAGGUUAUGGACUGAAGGCACUUGAGAAUAUAGCCCAAGGCCAGUUUCUCAUUGAAUAUGUUGGGGAGGUGCUUGAUACUCAUGCUUAUGAGGCACGGCAAAGAGAGUAUGCUUUGAAGGGUCAUAGACAUUUCUAUUUUAUGACCUUGAAUGGAAGUGAGGUGAUAGAUGCAAGUGCAAAAGGAAACUUGGGCCGUUUCAUUAAUCAUAGUUGUGAUCCUAAUUGUCGAACAGAAAAGUGGAUGGUGAAUGGGGAAAUAUGUAUUGGACUGUUCGCAUUGAGGGAUAUUAAGCAGGAUGAAGAAGUGACAUUUGAUUACAACUAUGUAAGGGUUUUCGGUGCUGCUGCCAAAAAAUGCUAUUGUGGCUCAAUUAAUUGUCGAGGUUAUAUAGGUGGUGGUGAUCCGUUAAAUUCCGAUUUGAUAGUUCAAGGUGAUUCUGAUGAAGAAUUUCCAGAACCUGUUAUGCUUAAUGAUGAUGGUGUAAUUGAAAAUGGGUUGCUUUCACGCAAGUUUACUAUUGCGAUAGACACAGAUAAUACUCCAGAGAAGGAGAGUUCUAUGAACCCUUCCUCUGCUGUUGAUUUGUUGCACAGCUCCAUUGAAGAAAAUUCAAAGGCCAAGGUACCAUCUUCUGUUCGCGUUGAAGAAAUUUCUCAACUAGUGGAGAAUAGAGAAAGUAAAACCAUGCCUGCUAUGCAACAAGGGCAUGCAAUCGAUCUUACGGACAAAACUACCUCCAUUCAGAAAGAUGAGAAACUUUCUUCCCUUGCACCUGUCAGAAAAGUCUUAUUGAAUGCUACCAUCAGUAAUAAGGAAUUUAAGCCUGAAAUAGUCAAGGCUCCUAAACUGGUUAGUUCUGUUAAAAGGGGAAAAGUUUGUGCUAAUCCUCCAAACGGCCUCAAAAUUGAGACAACAGUGAACCGAUUGCAGUUGUCAUCUGGGAAACUGAAAAAAGUUGUUGAAGGUUCUUCUAAUGCAAGAUUUGAAGCAGUCCAGGAGAAGCUUACGGAAUUACUCGAUGGAGAUGGAGGAAUAAGCAAAAGAAAAGAUGCCACCAAAGGUUACUUGAAACUCUUGCUUCUCACUGUGGCAUCAGGUGAUAGGAGCAGCGGUGAAGCUAUUCAAAGCAAUCGAGAUCUCUCGAUGAUCCUUGAUGCCCUUCUAAAAACGAAAUCUAGAGCAGUGCUAAAUGAUAUAAUUAACAAAAAUGGUUUACAGAUGUUACAUAAAAUCAUGAAGCAGUACAGGCGGGAUUUCAAAAAAAUUCCAAUAUUACGAAAGCUGCUUAAGGUGCUAGAGUAUCUGGCUGUGGGCAAGAUACUGACAUUUGAACAUAUCAAUGGUGGUCCCCCAUGUCAUGGAAUGGAGAGCUUUAGGGAAUCAAUGCUGUCUCUGACAGAGCAUGAUGACAAACAGGUACAUCAAAUUGCUCGAAGCUUCCGAGACAGAUGGAUUCCUAGGGCAUCCAGAAAACAUGGAUAUAUGGACAGGGAUGAUAAUAGAAUGGAAUCUCAUAGAAGUUACAACAGUAACAGAUUUUCAUCAUCACACAAUCAUAGGCAUGAACAGGACUCUAGACCUACAGAAGCAGUGGAUUGUGUUCCGAUGUCAACAUCCGUGGAAACUUCAGCUGAUGCUGGUGCACCUGAGGGAUCCUCCGCGCCCUCUCUAGAUGGGGUUGAUGUCAAAGGGACAAAAAAACGAAAGCGCAAAAGCCGGUGGGAUCAACCAGCAGAGACAAAUUCUUAUUCCGAUGCAGCAGUUAUUGGUUCUACUGAUGGAAGCCAGAACAUUCAUGAGGAUGUUCCACCAGGAUUUUCUUGUCCCGUAGGUGCUGGUGAUCUUGCUCCGCGAAAUGGAGUCCAUUCUGGAAGUGCCCCUGACUUGGUUUUUGGUCAGCCAAAGGAGAAAUUUAACUCUCGCUUGCCUGUCUCGUAUGGAAUCCCUUGCUCUGUUGUCAAGCAGUUCGGAACACCUCAUGCUGAGAUCUCGGGUAGUUGGGUCACUGCACCUGGAAUGCCUUUCAACCCAUUUCCUCCAUUACCACCAUAUCCACGGGAUCAAAGAGACUGUUUACCUUCCAAUACUUCCAGCGCUAUGGCAAUUGACCAGCCUUCUGAAAUCAAACAGUCAGAUGGUAGUGGCCUAGUUAACAGUUGCGCAGACGAUACUGUUCGCAGCACAACUGGCACUAACUCUGAUGACAUGAAUCAUACAGAUGAGGAGAAUCGAAACAUAACUAAGCGAUUGAAGGACGAUGACCUGGGAAGGAGGUACUUUAGACAGCAGAAGUGGAACAAUUCGAAAAUACAUCGACCUUGGUUCCGGAGGGAUGCAUGGAAAUGCAAUAAUAGGAACAACACCAGUGGUGGUGAUAUGUGCGGUAUGGGUGUAGGAAAUGUACAAUCUGAAGUUACAAGAAGCUCAGAGGAUGCAAUUUGUAGAGAUGAGAAAGGUGGCAAUAAUAUUUGUUAGUAGUAUGCACAGCUUCAAAACCAAUAUUGUUCACAGGAAAAAGAAAUUGAUUUUUGUUUUCUUUUUUCUCUUCCAUAUAAUUAAUGAACUGUCAAUUCAUUUGUUCCCGAAAUCUAUUAUUAUUCAAUGAAAAUUUCAUUCAAUUACAGCAUUCUAUGGUAUAUAUAUUGUACCUUGGGGAUCCUUCUGCUCCCCAAACCUUCAAAAGGAAGGUGUUAUCAUAGAUUUGUGAUACUCAAAUGGAAAACUAGUUAUCUUUUUCUGUGUUC
Arachis duranensis is the source of this 6569-nucleotide messenger RNA. Its product is annotated as histone-lysine N-methyltransferase ASHH2. The record is from RefSeq and is a predicted model, not a curated record. Gene Ontology annotation, molecular function: zinc ion binding; histone H3K36 methyltransferase activity; protein binding. Gene Ontology annotation, cellular component: nucleus; chromatin. Gene Ontology annotation, biological process: regulation of DNA-templated transcription. The transcript is spliced from 18 exons. The coding region runs from base 289 to 6300 and encodes 2003 amino acids. Lineage: Eukaryota; Viridiplantae; Streptophyta; Magnoliopsida; Fabales; Fabaceae.